Manis javanica (Malayan pangolin) is the source of this 833-nucleotide messenger RNA. Lineage: Eukaryota; Metazoa; Chordata; Mammalia; Pholidota; Manidae. The record is from RefSeq and is a predicted model, not a curated record.
GCAGGGAAAGCAGCCUGAAGUGCAGGACUGACACACAGGCUGAGGCCAGUAAGCGACAGCAGUGUCUAGAGAAAGGCUGAAACGCCCGAGCAGCAGAGAUCAGGUCCAGGAUGCUGCACCUGUUCUUGUCCCACCUGCUAGGAAUCUGGCUACUAUUGAGCCAACUUCCCAGAGAGGUCCCAGGAGAGACAGACAAGCUUAUUCGAGCAUGCGGCAGAGAAUUAGUCCGCAUCCGGAUCGAGCUCUGCGGUACCAUGCCCUGGAGAAAAAGGGAUCAAGGCCAGAAGCCUCUGCUGGAAUUUGAACAGCUUGCAGAAAUCAUGCCAUCCUCCAUUACCGAAGAUGCAGAAACCUUAAAUACGAUGUUGGAGUUCAUUCCCCAUUGGCCACAGAAGACAAAUGAAACAGUGUCUGAGAAACAGCUAUCACUGCCAGAGUUACAAAAACCUGCAUUAAGGGAUACAAAUCUUAACUUUGAAGAAUUCCACAAAAAUAUUCGUAGGAGACAAAAUCAAAAAGAAGAGAACAAUAAUUCAGAAUUAAAAAACUCAGGCUUAGAGAAGCACUCCCGAGAAGAGAGACAGGUCCUUAUAUCACUGGCAGACAAGUGUUGUUCAAUAGGUUGCAGUGUAAAAGAACUUGCUAAAAUAUGCUGAGAUAAAAAUAUUUCUGUAUUUCAUCUAAUACUCAAAUGUACUCUCAAUUACAUAUUACUGAUGCCUCUGUCUCCCCAAUAUUAGAAAAUGAGAAAUUACUAGUGUUUGGCAUCUUUUCUUGGUGCAAAAGAAAAUGUUCCUUUCCAUAUUGUAGUUUCUGCUAAUAAAGCCUUUUAU